AUUUUAGGGUUGGAUGGAGCAGGAAAAACGACCAUUCUUUACAAAAUGCAGGUAGGAGAAGUCAUCACAACAGUACCGACUAUUGGAUUUAAUAUGGAAACUUUGUGUUAUAAAAAUAUCAAGUUUAAUGUUUGGGAUUUGGGAGGUCAAACGUCAAUUCGACCUUAUUGGCGAUGUUAUUAUACAUGUACGCAGGCGAUCAUAUAUGUGAUCGAUUCAACAGAUAUACAGCGAUUAUCAGCAACAACGAAAGAAUUGAACGCAAUUUUGAAUGAAAAAGAGUUAUCAAAUAUUGAUCUUUUAGUUUUUGCAAAUAAACAAGAUGCACCAAAUGCAUUAAAUGUAGAAGAAAUAUCGGAAACACUUAAUUUAGUUGAUAUGAAGGAAAGAAACUGGACCAUAAUACCCACAAGUGCCAUUACGGGAGAGGGAUUAAAUGAAGGUCUUGAUUGGCUUGUAAAUUCAAUCAAGAAUCAAAGCAAUGGAUCAUAACUAGAUGCCCAUUUUUCGUAUUUUGAAAUCAAUAACACGAAUAU
Pneumocystis carinii B80 is the source of this 536-nucleotide messenger RNA. RefSeq lists its product as hypothetical. Gene Ontology annotation, molecular function: GTPase activity; GTP binding. The record is from RefSeq and is a predicted model, not a curated record. Gene Ontology annotation, cellular component: cytoplasm; Golgi apparatus. The transcript has 7 exons. Gene Ontology annotation, biological process: vesicle-mediated transport; intracellular protein transport. Bases 46 to 492 code for a protein of 148 amino acids. NCBI's taxonomy places the organism in Eukaryota, Fungi, Ascomycota, Pneumocystomycetes, Pneumocystales, Pneumocystaceae.